GUUAGUCUUAUGCAGCAAAUGGUCCUCUUCUUCACCUGAAAUGAAGGAGAAUUCCCUGGUUUUUGUCUUCCUCUAGUGAGAGCAGAUUCCUGAUUUUAAGUUCACCAAAAAACAAGCCCUAUUACCAACAAGAAGAAAGAAAGAAACAAUUGAGUUUUGGAAAAGGAAAAAGAGACAAAAUUUGUAUAAUUAUCUCAAAAUCUUUUGUUCAAAAUGUCAAAUAUCACAGGUGACGAAGGGAGCUUCUCUUCAGGAAAUACUGGGGAAGAAGUCCACCAGCUUCAAGAAAAGCAGCACCAACAAAAUCACUUACAGGGUUCCACUGCAGGACCUUCUGCUGCAUCUAACAGCAAUGGCUCUACCUCUCAACAACAACAACAACAACCGGUUGCAAAGAAGAAAAGGAAUCUCCCGGGAACUCCAGAUCCAAAUGCCGAAGUUAUUGCCCUAUCACCGACAACCCUAAUGGCUACAAACCGGUUCGUGUGUGAGAUUUGCAAUAAAGGAUUUCAGAGGGACCAAAACCUACAGUUACACAGGAGAGGCCAUAAUCUUCCAUGGAAGCUCAGGCAAAGGACUACAACAGAGGUCAGAAAACGGGUUUAUAUAUGCCCCGAGCCAACAUGCGUCCAUCACAACCCGGCUCGCGCGUUAGGAGAUCUUACUGGCAUUAAAAAGCACUUUAGCCGUAAACAUGGGGAGAAGAAAUGGAAAUGUGACAAAUGUUCCAAGAAAUAUGCAGUGCAAUCGGAUUGGAAAGCUCAUCAAAAGACCUGUGGUACUAGGGAAUACAAAUGUGACUGUGGAACCAUCUUUUCCAGACGAGAUAGCUUCAUCACCCACAGAGCUUUCUGUGAUGCACUGGCUGAAGAAAACAACAAAGUAAACCAAGGACUAAUGAACAGCAUCGGAUCAAACAUUCAAAGCCAGGUGCCGGAGCUCAUGUCGUCAAUGCCCUUAAACACCGAUAGCAAUACAUCCAUUGGAAUGUCUGAUUUCAACAAUUUUGACCCCAAAAACCCUCUAAAAUCCCUUCCUCAAGAUCUAGUCCCUAUGCCUUUUAAGUCCAUGAACAUGGGAGGAGGUAUGUUCUCCAGCAGCUCCGGCACUCUCUUUGGCUCUCCAAGAACCAUUUCUUCAUCUUCUUCGAGCCUCCAGCUUAGCUCCAAUACCUCAUCCGGAUUCAACUAUCGCCAAGAUAGUAAAACCGGAAGCCAAAUCUUGGGAACGGCUCAUAUGUCAGCCACAGCCUUAUUGCAGAAAGCAGCCCAAAUGGGUGCAACCGCAAGCAAUAGCAUAAACUCUCCCAUGAUGCAAAAGACCUUUUCCAGUAGCAUGACGGGUCCUGACCAGCUAUCUUCAAUUAAACCACCCUCUUAUGGAACCAUUCAGCAACAUAACACUUCAUAUGAACACUUCCCAUCUCAGCCCGAUCAAUCAAACAUGGUUGGAAUCAACGGUGGUGCAUUCACGAAUCAUAUCACGCCAAAGACCUCAGAAGAAAUAUCUCAACUUUUUGAUACGAGAACAGGAAGUCAAGCAAUGAAUGAGAUGGGGAUGUUCACUAGUAUGUACAUGAGUGGUGAGCAAAACCAGUUCUUGAAAAACAUGGAACAUGAAGAUAGCAGUGGUAGUUCAAGCUUGAUACAGGCAAGAACUGGAAUAGACCGUAAUUCAAUAGGACCAUCAAGGUUUGGAGGAAGCAGUGGGGGUGGUGAUGUGAUGACACUUGAUCUUCUGGGGAUUGGAAGAUCAAGGCCAACCAAUGUACAUGAACAACAGCAUAAUCAGUUGCAUCAACAAAGACUGGAACUUGAAGCAAUGAACCAGCAAAGAAUGCCAAUAAUGAAUCCCUUCCACCAGCAGCUUUCACAUGGCGAUUCAGCAAUUGAAAAACCCAUAUGGGAUGUUUGACAAAAUUGUAAACUUUCUGUUUGUUGAUUCAGCUUUAGUGUGUUAUCCAUGGAAGAAUAGACUUCUGACCGCAUUCAGAGACACAGAAGAAGGCUACCAGUUAAAUACCAAUGUGUUUGGUCGGUUACUCAGCAACUUGGUCAUUGUAUAACAUGAGCCUGUAAUUUGAAUUCAUAUGCUCCUCCUCAUGCAUAAUUUAAUUAGAUAGCUUUUUGUGAUA
Molecule: messenger RNA, 2134 nt
Organism: Mangifera indica (mango)
Lineage: Eukaryota; Viridiplantae; Streptophyta; Magnoliopsida; Sapindales; Anacardiaceae
Product: zinc finger protein GAI-ASSOCIATED FACTOR 1-like
Exons: 3
Coding region: 214-1914 (566 amino acids)
Cellular component (GO): nucleus
Molecular function (GO): DNA-binding transcription factor activity
Source: RefSeq, a predicted model, not a curated record